This is a messenger RNA of Contarinia nasturtii (swede midge), 1417 nucleotides long. RefSeq names its product hydroxyacylglutathione hydrolase, mitochondrial (gene tzn). The transcript has 6 exons. The coding region runs from base 335 to 1240 and encodes 301 amino acids. The record is from RefSeq and is a predicted model, not a curated record. Gene Ontology annotation, molecular function: hydroxyacylglutathione hydrolase activity. Lineage: Eukaryota; Metazoa; Arthropoda; Insecta; Diptera; Cecidomyiidae.
UCAUAAUAUAAGCGGUGACAUACAUAGCGUGUGUUUGCGUGCGAUUAGCAAGAUAAGGUGUUCUACGGUGGAAAAUUAUUAUAAAUACUGCUGUUGUAGCACGAGAGAUCUAGAGAAAUAAAAAAAAUAUAACAUACACAGCGAAUAAUCAUCGUUGUUCAACUAUCUGUCCAUUCAGCUUUCGAUACAUAUAUAUAUAUUCUCUAUCUCUGUCCCUUGCUGUGACACAUUCAGUGCGCUCGCUAGGCAGUGAAUUAAAUGGAAUAGAUAAUAUAUUAAAUCACAAACAGUUAAGACAAUUUUGAAUAUACCAAUAAAUAAAACCGCUAUUUCAAUGUCGCAUCUCGUCGGCAUAGUAUCAAAUUCGGUGGCCACAACAUUAACAGCUUGUUUUUUUAAAUUUCAAGCUUGGCGCACCGUUGGCAUUCGAGGUUCACAUAGCUUAACACAAUUCAUCAAAAUGAGCGAUUUUAGCGUUGAAAUUCUACCAGCAUUACAGGACAACUACAUGUAUUUGAUUAUCGACAAUAAAACGCGUGAGGCAGUCGUUGUAGAUCCCGUAGAUCCCGAACGUGUGUUAACAGCGGUGUCCGAUCAAGCGGUUCAAUUGAAAUCGAUUCUCACCACACAUCAUCACUGGGAUCACGCUGGCGGAAAUGAAAAGCUAGUCUCAAAAUUUAGCAAAUCGUUAAAAGUGUAUGGUGGCGAUGAUCGUAUUGGUGCUUUGACCGAUAAAGUUAAACAAGAUGAUGAGAUCCAAUUGGGAAAUUUAACGAUUCGGUGUUUAUUCACACCAUGCCAUACAACCGGUCACAUAUGUUAUUACAUUGACUCACCCAAUGGUGAUCGUGCUGUGUUCACAGGCGAUACCCUAUUUUCCGGCGGUUGUGGUCGAUUUUUUGAAGGCAAUGCCACAGAUAUGCAUGCCGCACUUAUCGGUAAACUGUCCGCACUCCCAAACGAUACGAGUGUUUAUUGUGGUCACGAGUAUACUCUGCAAAAUUUAGCAUUCGCAAAACACGUUGAACCAAGCAAUCAGGACAUUCUCAAGAAAAUCGAUUGGGCCAAGAAAAUGCGCACUGACAACAUUCCGACGGUGCCGUCAACGAUUGGUGAAGAAAAAUUAAUCAAUCCCUUUAUGCGAGUCAAUCAAGUAAGUGUUCAACAGCACACUGGUAAAACUGAUGAGAUUUCGACGAUGGCUGCAAUUCGCAAGGAAAAGGAUAAUUUUAAAGCCUAAAUCCAAAAAAUAAGAUUAUUUUUCUAUUAUAAACCAAAAAGAAACAUUCAUUCUUUACCGAUUAUAUCAUUCACAAAUACUUAAAAACACGUUUAAUUUCCAGUAAAUGGAAAUCUAAAAAAAAAACAUCAAAUAUGAUUGCACGUAAAUGCAAAAAAUAAAGAACGCUGGAUCAAA